Puntigrus tetrazona (Sumatra barb) is the source of this 10857-nucleotide messenger RNA. RefSeq lists its product as uncharacterized. Gene Ontology annotation, cellular component: Z disc. The transcript is spliced from 2 exons. Gene Ontology annotation, biological process: positive regulation of calcineurin-NFAT signaling cascade. NCBI's taxonomy places the organism in Eukaryota, Metazoa, Chordata, Actinopteri, Cypriniformes, Cyprinidae. Bases 601 to 10164 code for a protein of 3187 amino acids. The record is from RefSeq and is a predicted model, not a curated record.
CACCACAACAACUCCGCGGAUGGAUGCAUGUUAUGCCACAAACGACGGUUUUUUUUUCUACUGGCAUUGUAAACUUCAGCGGUGCUUCAAUGUAAUUUUGAUUAUUAAGGCUUGGCACAGCACAACAGAACUGCAGGCUUGAGUUUUUUUCAUCUGCUUGACACUUGACACCACAUGGUUAUUCCAAUACGUGUGCUGUCUCAAGCCAUCAUCCCAUGUUUCCAGCUCGUUCGUCUCUGCCUGAUGCCACUGCUAUUUCAGCGUGUUUCUGCUUCUGAACCCUCUUAGCUUUAGCCCUGCUGGGGCCCUUGUACAAAGUGGCCUUUAUGUCUGCACUUUAUCAACUUUAAGCAGAGCCCAGCAAAAGCGGUGUUGAAGAGAUUUUGUUUUUGCUGCACCUAUGCAACGGAUAAGGAAUAGCUUCUUUCUAAAGCAUGAAAAAAAUCCUCCACUAAAAAAUGAGAUAUAAGAGCAAAAGGAAAGGAAGGCAUUUUGAUCACCUCUUAGAAGGUGAACUACUUAAAUGCAAGACACCCUGCGUCAGCCAUCUCAAGACUGACAGGGACAACUGUGCCUUGUCCAUGAGAGUGAGUGCUUGAAAUGAGCUCCCUGGAAAAGCGCCACACAGGUCAGCGGGGAAGCAUGCAGGGCCACCGCAAAUACUCCGAUGGCCUCAGUGACACAUCCAGCAGCGGCAGCUUUAUGGACGACACAGACAGGGAGGUGAGCAACCUGACCGAUCGUGCCUUCAGGAGCCUAUGCAUUGGAGAGGAGGCCAUUUACAAUGACUCGGAAUUCUCCUUGUCUCCAACUGAACGGCAUAAAGCUUUUGCAGAAGAACCCCAGCAAAAGACAGUCUCCCAUGAGGCAUUUUCAUACAGCGUUCAACAAUAUGGGGAGGGAGAAGUACAACCUGAGUUGGCCUCAACAUUCCAACAUUCCUAUGUGGAUGUAACCCAUCAGGAACAGGCUUUUGGAGAGGGAAGCUUUUCUUAUAUGAACAAUGGCUCCAAGGAGGAGACGUGGCAGCAGAGCAGGAGCACAUCUAGAGUGUCAUCUCUAAUCAAAGCCUUUAGUUCAGGGGAGUGUUACCAAGACAGUGGGACAUGUGAUGUUAUUUUGGCAAGGGAUCGGUAUAGAGACUUUGGCAGUGAAUCAUGGGACAAAUCAGCUAUGCUAAGCAUCCAGAGGGAACUCUCUGAAUUCUCUUCAGGAUACCAGCAGAAUUUUAAGUCAGGCCCCUUUCAGUCUUACAGAAACCAUUUUUACACAUCUGACGUGGCUGCCGCAGUGGCACAGCUGGACACGACAGUUCUGAUGAAAUCUUCAAAAAGUAAGUUCAAGACAUUGAACUCUACAAACUGUUUCUUCCAUAGUGAAUUCAGUCCCUUCCAGCUUUGGGAAGAGUACAACAGGUUCUCAUUCCAAAGCACAAAUGUGUCAGGGUUUAUGUCAGCUAAUGAAUUCCCACGAUGGUAUGAUUCUCCCAUGUACAAAGAGCUGAAAGACAACCACAGAAUUCCAAGCUCUCCAUGUGAAAGUAGACGCUUCAAUCAGAGACAAAUUCAGGACGUUGUGGCUAGCCAGCGCUCCAGGUCCACUGUUGUCCAGAAAGCCUCCGCGAUUGAGAAGAGGUGCGAAUCUGAGAUGGCUUCCAACUAUCCACCUUGGAAGAAAAACAAUAACUUUGUAAAGAACAAACUUCCAGGCAACCGUCCCUCCACAGUCUCUCCUACUAAUGAGAGAACAUGCAGGCCAGAUUCAAAUUUGUUUAGCAAUAACAAAGUUACACAUGAGAUAGUGGUCGAGAGCAACUUACCUAGCAGUGUGACGCCGUUCAACAUUACUCAGCUCCUCACUCCAGUUAUUCACACAAGACAAGAAACAGAGACUUCUGAGAUCCUGCAGUUUGCACACACUCCUUCUGUUUCUGAUUAUUCUUCCCAGGGUGAAACUGACCCUAAGCUUCAGACUGAUGUCAAACAUCUGCGCGACAGCUACAAAUCUAAAGCAUCAAGUCUGCUGUUCAACCUCAAAGACAAUCGAAAAAGAGUCAAGAGUACAUACAGUCCCACAAGAUUUAAAGGGUUAGAAAUAACCGAUCGAAAUAAGCAGACCUCAAAGCUGGAGGGCCGAGAAUCCAGAUUUUCAGAUAUUUUUGUAUCCCAAGAAACUGCUCAUGAGAAUUUGAUUGAAACGGAUGCACAAGCCUCAUGUAACCUAACUCGAGAGCCCAGUGUAGCACCUAUCACACCUAAAGAUUAUACUGAUGGCUUUGGAUCAUAUGAUAAUUUGACAUUAACUUCACCUCAAAUUCAGGACAGAGUGGCUAAUUACACAGCGUUCCAUGGAGGUUCAGAGGGUCACUCUCCCAACACAGAUCCACUGGCUAACACAGAUCUCUCAGCACACAAUAUUUCAGCACAGGAUAAAAGCUCUCUGACUUCAGAAGGUCAAUUAAUAGGCCUCAGCAGUACUUUUAUUCCUGCUAGGCCAGAAAUAGCAAAUGUGCUUCCAAAGGCUUACCUACCGACACAUUCUCUGCCUGCUCAAACAUCUGAGCAAUACGGCCAGAGUGAUAACGCAAAUCAAAAUGAUCUAAAACAAAGAAUAGACUUUGGAAGAAAAACAUUUACUGAAUACAGUCAAAAUGAGGCUGUUAAAGAAAAAUGUUCUUGGGACCAGAUUGGUUCAGUCAAGGAAACAGACGGUAGAUAUGAAUCACGGCCAUUUAGAGGAGAAAUAGCAGCACUGAUUGAGAUGGACAAACAGAGAAAGGCUACUGCUAAGCAAUAUUUUGCUAAUGACAGCUAUUCUGUCCGAAAGGAAACAUACAUGCAAAAAGUGAAUGAAGACAUUAAACUUGGUCGACUUGCAAAGGAGGAAGAGAAAGAGGUCAGGGAAGAUACAGUAUCACCCAGGAAAACAUCUUACAGUGAAAAAUCUAUUCAUGACAACCAAUUAAACACAUUUUCAAAGUCUACUGAAUUGUACGGAAUACCAAAAAACAGUCUCCAAAACAAAACAUCUCCUUUAACAGAUUUCUAUGGUGGUUUACAAAGCUUCAGUGUCAAAAAUGAUUUUGCUAAAGGAGUAACAGAGCAAAAUUCUUCUUUUAUCUCCAUGGCGACACAAAAUACAUUUGAUCAAAGAGCCCAUGCACCUUUACAAGACUAUAAAGGUCAAAAGAAUGAAGGAUUGUACUCUUAUCAACCAUAUAGGUAUGAACCUAACAAACAGUGGCACAUGUCAUCAACAAAUGAAGAUAGUCGCAAUGAAAGUGUACAGACACAGAAACCAUCGGAGAUGAUUGAACAAUCUGAUGCCAAGAGUUAUGCAAUCUACAAUACACCGUCAAGUACACUACACACACUUCAAAAUGAGUUUUCUGCCAACAACGGUGCACCAAAUUCCGCUUUGCAGAAUAAAGAUUCAGUCACCCCAAACAUGGACACCUCACAUGAAAAUAAUACAAAUUUACCAACUAAACAAGAAGACAGGUUCAGCAUUAAUGAUAUACUUGCUGUUAGAGAUAAUGAGCAAGCAAGGAGGUUAAGAGAUAUUACAUUUGUUUUGGCUAAAUCAGAAAACCCACAAACUCCAAUUAAAUAUGAUACAGCUGAAAAACUAUCCAUAGCAGAGCCUGUAAAAGACCAAGAACAACAAGGCUACAAAGUGCAGGACAUGACAAGUCCAUCAUCUGGUUAUAUGAGAAGGGAUUUUCAAAAUACAAAUGAAACAGAUACUAGCACUGACAGAAAUGACAGAACAUUGAAUAAAGAUACUGACAAGGUGACAACAAGGGUGCUUUCUUACAAGGAAAGAGGCCAAAGUAAACAAGAAAUACUGACGUCGAAAUUGAAAGCACAUGCUCAAAAGGAAAUAUCAGCAAUUAAAGAAAAGGGACUUGCCAAACAAGGCAUUCUUGCAAGAAAUUCAACAAAAACAAGAGGGACUAUCAAUAAUGAUGGUCAAGAAGGUCAUUCUGUUAAGAAGGAAAUCACAGCAGACAAACUGAAUCAUUUGUUUCAAGAUAUCACUUAUUCCAGUGUAACCCAAUACAAAGAACAAAUUAAAUUGCAUAAUGAUCAUCCAAAGAAUAGAUCUCCACCACCUCUUAAUUUUGAAGAUAGUCAGAAUGCAGUCUCUGAAAAGAAGGACGAGAAUGUAAAAUACAAACCUUUGGCUAUAGAAAGGCAGACAGAAAAACAUCCACCAGAAACUCUCAACAUAAGAACAACAGUGGAAAAUAAUGACCAUAAAAACUACCAGCCAUCCAGAAUCUCAGAAGAUAAACAAAUUAGUAUGACAAGCUCAGAGGAUAUAAACACUGAUAAGGAAUCGGCAAAGCAAAGUCAAGAAAUGUCACCAGGUGAAUCAAUGUCAGGACAUUUGACAGCUGCAGUCAAGACCUACAGAGAGAGCUCCGCUUCCCAUAAUACACUUGCACUGCAUAAUGAAAAACAAACAAUUCAGAAUGAUCAGAAAGAAAGUCUGUAUGAAGGUAGACAAAGUAAAUAUACUUCGUCUGAAAAAGCUGCGACUAAACCUACUGAUAUAAUCAAAGAAGACUUGAAUGUUGCAAGCAGUGAAACUACAAAAGCAAACAGUGAUUUGAAUAAAAAUUCUCUGUUGGGAUUGGAUAAAAACACACCCAGAGUUGAGGAAGCUAAUGUACAUAUCAAAAGUAAGAUUACUGCUGCUGUGGAGCAGUCUAAAAAUGAACCAAUCAAAAAUAGCUCUGGGAUUACAUCUAGUCAACUGACAUCCUCAUCAAGUGACAUGAAGUUUAAAAAUGGAAUUCCACCUGCUAAACGACUAAUGGAACCUGCCAAAUCAGAGCUCACCUCAAACCUUCAAAUCAAUACACUAAAUGUAGAUCCUGAGCAGCUUAUAAAUAGAACCUACAAAUACAAUUCUGGGGUCAGUUCAAAUGCAGAGACAUCAUCAACUGACAAUACAAUCAGAAUCAACUCAGGACCAGCAAAGAACCAGGCCCCACAAAGAAGCAAGGAGCAAAAAAUACUAAAAGCUUUUAAUAAUGAUGAUGGACAUGUAUUAAUAAAUAAAAACAAUGUAACAAAGGAAAAGGACUUGGCUAAGCAACAAAACAAGACUCCACAAGUAAAGGCUGUAGAAGCUACCUCUCUAAACAAAAAAGUGGAGAGUCACUCAAAACCAGAAACACAGGAACAAUCACUAACACAAAUAGCUUCAGCUGAAGCAAAAGAAAGCUGUCAGCAAAAAGAACUCCAUCAAGAUGAUAAAAAUACAAAGACCCUGUUCUCAUUUGACAAGAAUGAACUCCCUAAAAGCCAUCAGAGUAUGUCAAGAAUAAAUGAAGAUUCAGAAGUAGUAAAUAAAAGACAACAGAAAGAGAAAAUUACAGAAAGUGCGAGCUCAAAACAAGAAUUUCUCAGAACAUUAGAAAUAUCACAUGAGAAAAACAAUCCACAAAAGUUCGCAGAAGAGUCUCAAGUGAAUCUGACCAAUUCUAAACCCCAAAAAUCUGCUGAAUAUGCACUAAAACCAAAUGUUUCCCCCCAACAUGGAGUAACAGUAAAGGAGGAUGCAACUCAAAAGAAUAAUACACAGCCUGUUUUAACACAGAUUGUAGAAUCCACAGCAGACACAUCAAACAUCUCUAUUCUUACACCAAGCAAUGAGGAACCUAGAGAGGAACCCAUGAUUUACAGUAUUUGUGUCUCAAGCAAAACAGAAGCCGUUUCAGAUGAUGAACCUAUGAUCUAUUCUAUUUGUGUGUCAAGUAAGUGUCAUAUUGAUGAGCAACAAAAUCUGGUAAAACAAGAAGAGGAUAGUUCUGUUGAAACUGAGAAAUUUGUGAAGGAUGAAAGCAUUGUUGCCAGACAGACUGAAGUUUCUUCUAACACUAAAGAAAAAGAAGACAAGAUUGAAAAAUGUGAACUUCUGGCAACUACAGAUAAGUCAAGCUACACAGGAAGACUCACUACAUCAUAUGAGGACCUCUUAGUUAAAUAUGGGUUACCGGUCAGAGAUCAUGGUCAUUUGAAAUUUGUGAAGGAUGAAAGCAUUGUUGCCAGACAGACUGAAGUUUCUUCUAACACUAAACAAAAAGAAGACAAGAUUGAAAAAUGUGAACUUCCGGCAACUACAGAUAAGUCAAGCAACACAGGAAGACUCACUACAUCAUAUGAGGACCUCUUAGCUAAAUAUGGGUUACCGGUCAGAGAUCAUGGUCAUUUCACAUCAAAACGUAUGGAGGAUGAGAAAGAACAAAAAGAAAAAGAGGAGACUGAAACUCAGCUGUCACACAAAUCAAUAAAUCAUGGAAUGAAAAGAUCUCAGAUACCCAAAGAGAAAGGCUCAGAUACAACAAAAACAUCUCCAGAUGAAUCCAGAGAGGUUUCUAAUCAGCAAGCAUCCAUUAAAAGUCGACAUUUAAAGGGAACUAAGAGCGAAAUCAAGCAAUCAAUAGCUCUUUCCAACAACAUGGCUGAAAACCAACAAAGUACAGGAAUCCGUACACCAAAGCUUGGUCAUUCAUCAAGAGAUGCUACCCUAAUAUUCAAAGAUGUAGAAAAUGUUGAACAAGAUCAAGAUACUUACAUUGAACAAUCAAGGCAAAGUAGAGGAAAUGAUACUGUGUUAAAGGAAAAGAAAGUUGAAGAACAUGUGAAAAUGAAAGGAAAAGUUCUUGAUGCUUUACCUAAUUCUAGAGUGUCUCCAGAGAAAACUGAGAAUGUAUCCCAGACAGAUAAACAACCUGUAAGAAUGGAUAAACCAACAAGAGCAAAAAAGAAAGAGAUUUUAAAAGCACCCAUGUCAACCAAGUCAAAGGAUGUAGUCAACAGUAAACUUACUGAAAGUACAAUUCCCGAAACGAUGAUACCCCAAACUAAAAAUAAGUCUCAAAAGGUGGAAGGUGAAGACCAAAUAUUUAAUGAUACUGAUACAUGUACGUCUCGAAAGAAUAAAAUACGUGGAAGAGAAACAUUUAACUCAAAUGUUGAGAAAACUGUGCAUGAGGCAAAGCAAAAGGAUCCUGUAAUUUCCAUGAAACUAGACUCUGUCUCAGACAAAGAUGCUCAAACUCUGCAAAAGAAUGUAAAAGGGGAUGAGAAAGGAGGGGAGAAAAGGUCACUAGAGAAGUUACAAGUUGAAUUUAACACAAAUAAUGAAAUUGUAAACAGGAUGAAGAUGGUUUUAAAAGAUGGCACUGCAACGCAUGUUAAUAAUUAUAGGGAUAAAGUUAACAGUAUUGGUGAGGAUGUGUGUACAGUUGUAAAACAAGACCAGGCCUCUUUUGAAGUCUCAGAUAUUCACUUAGAGGACAUUAAAGUGUCUACAGAGGAAGUGUCAUCAAACAAGGAAUUCAUGGCAGGCCACAAAAACCAACAUGAAGUGAUAAAGAAGGAAAAUCUGAAAGGAAUGAAAAAAGCUGUCAUGACUGAACUUAGGGGUGAAAAAGGCUUUACAGAGCAAAAAACCUUGGCAGUGAAGCCCCUUACAGUCCCAGAUGAACCCAAAACUGUGAAUAAUAGGAAGGUGCAUACUGAAAUUGCAGGUACAAAUACAAAUGAUGUUGAAAAAGAAAUUAUACCACAUAAGAAAGACAGUCCAAGUAAAUUAGAAAAGACAGAAAUUAGUCCAAGACAAGAAGCAGUUGGGAUGCAAUAUAUAAAAGUCUAUGAAAAUAAACAAUCCGCACAGAGCAGUGAUAAAAGGAAGAAAGAAGACCCUGUAUUAAGUCUGAAUGGUCAGAAUGACGGUAAUUUGAAAGUUAAUGAAAAAGGAAGCAUCCUUAGAGAAAAGAAAGAAAGAAAAGUUGAAGCUACGGAGACAAAACAGGCUGAUCACAUCACUAAUACAAACCAGUAUCAGCCAGAAAAACAAGGAAAUGCAAUAUAUGAACAAGAUCAUGUUCAGUUAAAUCAACAGGACACAAGGAAAGAAGGUACCUUAUCUAAACCAGAAGCCAGCCAGAGGAGCAAGAAGGUGACUAGACCAGAAAUAUCAGCUAUUGCAGACUAUGCUAGAUUAAAAGUUAUCUCUGCUGAAGACGAUACAAAAGAGCUUGAUAUAUUCCCCAAAAUGGACUUUUACAACAAUUAUGAUCAGCCAGCUUUAGGAGUUCAUAAAGACUUACAUGGAAAUGUGUCAGAUAUAGGGGGAGAAUCUAAAAUACACAAUGUUUCAAUGGAGAAAGGUCAAAAUCUCAAGCAAAUAUCUUCUCAAUUUAAAAAACAUACAGAGAAAAAGAUGUUACCUGAAAAACAAAACCAUUUGGUUCCCAAUACAGUUCAACUAAAAUGUGUAUCACCGGUAGUUACAGGUUCACAAGAUGAAGCUGCAUCAAUGAACACCCAACCAAGGGCUCUAAAUCAUAAGGAACCAAACACUAAAACAUCUUUCAUGGAGAAUCCAAACAGAGGAGAAAGAAACAAAAUUUACCAGUCCAAGAAUCCCCAAAGUGUACAAUUGCAGGCUGAAGGUACAAUAAGCAGAUCAAGACAAAUGACUCAUGACAAAACAAUUGAAAAGGACAAUCUUUCUCUUUAUGGAAGACAAGAACUUGCAAAUUUGACAUUGUCUGCCACUGUAAAAGCAGUAGACAAUCAAGUAAAUGUGGCAUCACCACCUGUAGAAGAAAGGGAAGAACUACAAUAUUACACAGUGAAUAGUCUUGACUCUGACAUAAAGCCAAAAGAAGCACCUGAACCACCUCCUCCAGGUUUUAAAAUGUCUCAAAACACAGACUUGGCUGAAAAAGCAGAGGAAGAGAAAAAGGAAGAAAGCUCAUUUGCGCAAAGUCUAACUGACUAUGGUAAAGUUCAUGCAACAGGACCGCGAUCCAACUCUUCUUCUCCAGCCAUGGGGAAACCCAUCAUGUUCAGAGUAAAGGAUAAUACCAUUAGAACAUCUUCUGUGACCAAAACCGUCAAGCCAUGCUUUCACAGGUCAUUUUCUGAAGACUUCAGGAUUGGCUCGCCAAAGGAACACUUGACUGGUUCAGAAAAAGAAGAUGAAAUUCAUCCCAAAGAGUCUGCUAACCCACCAGUCUUACAUGAACCAGCUAAUGCUGCCUACCGGCUCCAUAAAUUAAAAGAGACACUCCACAACGACUUGCCCUCAGCAGAAUAUGCAACAAGACAAUCAAAAAGCCAUCAGAGUAGAAGCCAACAUUUUGAGGAAGAAGAAACCCGUUCUGCCAUCAGCACAAUGUCAGAGGAAGUGGAGAAUUGUGCAGCGGGUAUCACAGAUUUGGCCAACAUAAGUUUGGCCUUCAUGCCCAAGCAUGAAAGUUACAGAGACACCUACCAAAGGCCUGCUUCUGCCUGCUACGAACGACCAGAGUCAGCUUGCUAUGAAAGACCAGAAUCAGCCUGUAGUGAUAUAAGGCCAUUCGGCAGACCUCCAGUGGUGCCCCCAAAAUCUGAAAAAGCUCUUCGGCGAGCACAAAGACUUACAACGAGGCGUAUGAAAAAGACAGAGACCCCCAAGAUGGCACCUGAAAACCAAGAACAGCUAGAGACCAAAUCAAUCAGAAACGUCUCCAGUGUGCCCUCUUCACCUUCAGACAUACUGACAACACAUCAAGCAGUACAAGCCUCACCUCCUCUUUCACAGUAUGACACCCAGCCAAAUAACACCCCCCCUGCACACAGUAUAGUUGCCCAACCUUUCCCCGUGACACAGAGAAAGCUCUUGCAAGACCCAAACUCAGGGCAGUAUUUCAUGGUGGAUGUACCAUUACCAGUUAAGACAAAAACAUUUUAUGACCCAGAAACUGGUAAAUAUGUACAGCUGAAUGUCCGUCAGAGGUCUCAGGGUGCUCUAACACAACCAGCAUCGUUGGAAAUGUUGAACACUCCCUACAUGCUGUAUCGUGGGUUUCUGCCAAUGACCGCGUCUUCAUUACCAGCCUUGAGGUCAUCAUCUGAAAUGUCAACAUCGGCAGACAACCAGGAUAUGCUUGAGAGAGGCGAUGAACCGUGCAGACAGAAUGUUUAUCUGCAGAAUAGCAUCAGAGAUUCCCAGCAAUACCCUGAUAUGCUGUACGGGUCACAUGAGCAAAUUCACAAUCCGUCUUUGUAUGCAGAAAAUAGUAUUGACAACAUUGAAAGACACACAGAUAUUAUAACAAUGAGUGAAUUAGAGGACUUCGCAAUGGAGAGCACAUGACGAGUAAAGUCGUUUUUUUAGAUAGGUAAAUACUGUUUGUACACAAAUCUGAAGCUAAAUGACUGUAUAUCUAAGCUAUUUAAAUGUGACUUUUAAAUAAGUUAUGAGUUCUUAAAACCGUUUUUGAUUUGUAUUUAAGGAUUGCUGUUAAAUUGCAUUGUGUUUUGUAGCUGAGGUGACCGUAAUUGUGGUACACAGGGGCUCUUUAUUGUCAAAAAAAGUCAAGAGAAGAACUGUGAAGCAUUCCAAUUAAUUAUGUUAUGUUGAAAAUAAUUUUGCAGUGUACUUGUUUAUAAAACAAUGAAGACCAUACCCACAGAGCGCACUGUAGAUUCAGGGGAAGUAUAUUUCUAAAGUGACUUCUUAGUGGUAUUGCUAAGGCCUUAUCCUUAGACCCAGUCAGAAUAAAAUUCAAGCUUUUCCAAGUUUUCCAGAUGGCCCACAGUAUGCAUGAAAAUUGUAGUUUGUCAGGUUUAAAAUUCAGUUUAAGGGCACUUGCCUUAUUAAAACAACUUUUCUCUUGAUGUGCUUUGGCAGGUUACAUAUUAAAAAGGGGUGGUCUGUCUUUACCUUGCCAUGGUUGCUGAUGUAUGACUAUGAAAUGAUUGCCUUAUAAACAACUACUUGCAAUGUACUACUUUUACAGUCUUUCAGAAACUCAUUACAUCAUCAUUAAAGGAAGAUGUGAAAUCA